Messenger RNA from Mercenaria mercenaria, 1116 nucleotides. RefSeq lists its product as uncharacterized. The transcript has a single exon. Bases 1 to 1116 code for a protein of 371 amino acids. The record is from RefSeq and is a predicted model, not a curated record. NCBI's taxonomy places the organism in Eukaryota, Metazoa, Mollusca, Bivalvia, Venerida, Veneridae.
AUGCAUGGUCCUAGCUGGCUGAACGACGAGACAACAUUUCCCGGAUAUGAAUUAAUGCUGAGUACGCACACCAACAGUGAACACGAAGAUACCAACUAUUCCGCCUGUAUGACUACAUCGCGAGAAAUUACACCCGAUCCCGGCAUUUUAGAUGUUAUAGACAUCAAUAGAUUCGACACAUACCGUAAGCUGAUACGUGUUACAGCAUAUGUUCUAAGAUUUGUGAACAACUGCAGAAAUAUUGAGAAGGUCUACGGACCUCUAGAGUCGCACGAGAUCAACGCAGCAGCCAAGCAUCUGAUAAAGUACGUACAGUCCCGUCAUUUUCCGGACGUGAUAGAGUACAUCUACCAGAAUAGAAACAUCCAGUUGAAAAGACCCAACCUAGUGAGACAGCUUGAUUUGUUUCUUGAUGACGACAAAUUAAUACGUUGUGGCGGCAGAUUAUCUAACGCACCGUUAUUACACAGCACGAGAUUUCCCUACCUACUUCCUUCCAAAGACAACCUUACAAAGCUUAUUAUUUUGGACGCACACGUUACACAUAUGCAUUCCGGUACUGAGAGCACAGUCACCUAUCUUCGCCAAAUAUUUUGGAUUCCUAGCAUUCGCCAGCGUGUUCAGAAAAUAGUCCGCUCAUGUGUUACGUGUCGUAAGGUCACAGGAAGAGCAUAUCGAGUACCUGACCCCCCACCGUUACCUAGCAACAGAUUGAAGGUUGCGCCACCAUUCACAGUAACCGGCAUAGACUUUACCGGAGCUUUUAACAGUAAAGGCAUCGAGAGGAGAACUACAGAAAGCAUACAUUUGCCUUUUCACAUGUGCCAAUACGCGAGCUGUCCAUCUAGAAAUAGUACCGAACAUGACUGUGGAAUCAUUUAUUUUAGCUCUACGACGUUUCUUCAGCAGAAAAGCAAUACCCAAGGUCAUUAUGUCGGACAACGCCCUGACGUACAUCGCCACCGCCAAAAUCCUGAAGGAAAAGGUCCUUGGAACACAUGGUAUAACAUGGUCAUUUAUUCCCCAGCACGCGCCAUGGUACGGAGGGUGGUGGGAGAGGCUUAUUGGUAUAACAAAGACCUGUAUCAGAAAAGUACUUGGAAAGUCAUUGGUUAG